CUGAUGAAAUAUCCGCUAAUGUUGUAUAACAAGUUUCAUAAUCUAUAUUGAGUCUCCUGGAGCGCUAAGGCAUCAGGGAUUCAUCAACUCUGCCUCCACUGGGUGUGCUAAAAGUGGGCAAAGGUCCAUGAAAACGUCUCAAUAACACAUCUUUCAAACAGAGCACCUCUCCUGGCACAGACAAAUCUCCCUUACCUAUCAGGGUUUUCCCCAGUAUAUUAUAAGCCUGGUUUACUUACCUCCUGCCUCAGGCUAAGCUUGUUUAUAUAUAUAUAAAAUAGUUUAAAAUAGUUUUUUUUUUAAACACACCAGUAACCCCUUACUGCAUGCGUCUCUGCCGUUCUGAGGAUUUCACCGGCGGAGCAAAAUUGUUCCCUAAAGAUGGGUUUAUAGAUGAUUGAAGAGGGCAAUAAACAGAUGGAAUGGAAUGUUCUAUUUAUUUAAUCUUAUCAGUUCCAUAAUUUAAACAGAAUUUCUAGACCUUUUGAAUAUAAAAAUUGGAUUCUGACUUGAAAGGUAAUUGUAAUCGAAUCAUUGCUAGACACUGAAAGAUUAGCAUCUCUUGUGUCCACUCAUCCUUACAAAGUCUUAAACUCAUGUAUCUAAAAUUAAAGACCUAAAUUGUCUGAAAUUCAUUAAAAAAAUUUAGUUUGGUUUAGAAACAUGAACCACAUGUCUUAAAUUUUGCCACAGAAGGACUAUUUAAUCCCAUAUUCUAUGUAGUUUUUUUUCUCCCAGGAUAUUUCUGUCAGCCAAAACUUUGAGUUGUGACGUCAUCAUAAUAUUCUGUGACUUGAGACGGUUACAACUACCGGCUAACUAGCUGUUUACCCUUGCUGGCUAGCUUUUUUUUUCACACAAACUCUGAAAUCAUAGAUUUAGUGAAUUUAACAUGGUGCUCAAACACCAGUCUUACCAGUUGAUACUAUGGAGGGAAAUACCGCUGAGAAUGUGGGAUUAUCAGACUAAAAAGAUUUUUUUUAACUUGACAUUAUAUGUCUAGAACAUACAGAGAUUGGCGUGGUACCCUCAGUCAUAAAUGGUGUUAAUCAGUCAUUAGGGUGCAGCAAAUGGGUGUGAGUGUAGUGGUCAUUUGAGUUAGUGAAACCUGCAGAAAGCCAAGUGUGUUGCCGUCCUUCUGUGUUCUCUGUGUGGGUGUGUGUGUGUGUGUGUGCCCAGGGAAGCCAUGCUGGUGACAGGAAGUACAUUCUGGUGGGACCAAGGCACUUCUCCUUCCUCUGCCUUCCCUUACUUAAUUCAUGUUCUGAGCCCAUGGUCCAAGUCCUGACUGACUGAUCAUAGUGGUGGUGCAUACAGACUUACUGCUGGGAAACUGAAGGACUACUAGUCUGAUGGGACAACUCGUCCCCGCUGUCCAACCAUGACAUUUGCGGCACUCUGAGACCAUGAGUGUUAAAAAACACUGAUAUCUUUGCCUUGCGCCUCUUCUGAUCUCCUUGUAAAGAGGGACCUACCUACAAUAUUCUUGCUAGAAGUGUGUGUGCUGACCUCAUGGUGUAACUGGAUUAAAAAUGAGCAUUAGCAGCGAUGAGGUCAACUUCCUGGUCUACAGAUACCUACAGGAAUCAGGGUUCUCCCACUCUGCAUUUACAUUCGGCAUAGAGAGCCACAUCAGCCAGUCCAACAUCAACGGAGCUCUGGUGCCCCCUGCUGCCCUCAUCAGCAUCAUCCAGAAGGGCCUGCAGUAUGUGGAGGCUGAAGUCAGCAUCAACGAGGACGGCACGUUAUUUGACGGUCGACCCAUCGAGUCUCUGUCGCUCAUCGACGCAGUGAUGCCAGACGUGGUCCAGACGAGGCAGCAGGCGUACCGGGACAAAAUGGCCCAACAGCAGGCUGCAGCCUCGGCGCCGGCGUCGGCCGCAGGGGGCAGCAUAGCCGGCAACACCAAGAACGGAGAGAACACUGCCAAUGGCGAGGAGAACGGAGCCCACGCCUUAGCUAACAACCACUCGGAUCUGAUGGAGGUGGAUGGAGACGUGGAGAUCCCUCAGAACAAGGCCAUGGUCCUAAGGGGCCACGAGUCAGAGGUCUUUAUCUGUGCCUGGAAUCCAGUGAGCGACCUGCUGGCGUCUGGAUCUGGGGAUUCGACGGCUCGUAUCUGGAACCUGAGUGAAAACAGCACCAGCAGCUCCACACAGCUGGUCCUGAGGCACUGCAUCAGAGAAGGAGGACAGGAUGUCCCCAGCAACAAAGACGUCACCUCGCUGGACUGGAACAGCGAGGGCACCCUGCUGGCCACAGGCUCAUAUGACGGCUUUGCCAGAAUAUGGACAAAAGACGGUAAUCUAGCCAGCACCCUGGGGCAACACAAAGGCCCUAUUUUUGCCCUGAAGUGGAAUAAGAAAGGCAACUUUAUCCUGAGUGCAGGAGUAGACAAGACUACGAUCAUAUGGGACGCUCACACAGGAGAGGCCAAGCAGCAGUUCCCCUUCCAUUCAGCUCCAGCUCUGGAUGUGGACUGGCAGAGCAACAACACGUUUGCUUCCUGUAGUACGGACAUGUGCAUCCACGUCUGUAAACUGGGACAAGACCGGCCUAUUAAGACAUUCCAGGGACACUCAAAUGAAGUUAAUGCAAUCAAGUGGGACCCUACGGGGAACCUGUUAGCAUCCUGCUCAGAUGAUAUGACGUUGAAGAUCUGGAGUAUGAAGCAGGACUCAUGUAUCCACGACCUGCAGGCCCACAGCAAAGAAAUCUACACCAUUAAAUGGAGUCCUACUGGACCGGGAACCAACAAUCCCAGUGCUAACCUCAUGCUAGCCAGUGCAUCGUUUGACUCCACGGUGCGUCUGUGGGACGUGGACCGGGGGAUCUGCAUCCACACGCUGACCAAGCAUCAGGAACCGGUGUACAGCGUGGCGUUCAGCCCCGACGGGCGCCACCUGGCCAGCGGCUCCUUCGACAAAUGUGUCCACAUCUGGAACACACAGACGGGGGCGCUAGUGCACAGCUACAGAGGGACGGGCGGGAUCUUCGAGGUGUGUUGGAAUGCAGCGGGAGACAAAGUGGGAGCCAGCGCGUCAGAUGGAUCUGUGUGUGUAUUAGACCUGCGGAAAUAGAGCUGCUGUUCGCUGGAAGCCAUGGACCGACCAUGAAUGUGUACAUAGCCAAAUGACUGUCCCUGCCUGCCCUGCGUACUGCUCACGCUUAGGCCCCGCCCACCGACUUACAGGAAGCAGGACACAGGAACAGGAAGCGAGUACCGACACAGCAGGUCCACACACGGGGAUAAAGUGACAGAUGGAUGGAGUGGCGCCCCCCUCUGUUGGGUCAGACUCUCAGAGAGAAGCAGAGGCGGGAGCAGCAGAAACGGAGCAGAGACGUGACGGAUUGGAAUAUUUACCAAAAUAUGGAAGCUGUUUGGCUUUUUGAUCUGGGAAACAUUCCCAUCGUCAUCAAAAUGUAAAACAAUGAAAACGUGUUGAUCUAUGUUACUAGUCAGAUCUUAUUGUGGACAUAUCGGCUCCUCCACCACAGAUAGGAUGGCACUUAGGGUUUCUUUUUUUUUUUAAAUUUCAGAUCUCUUGUUCUAUAUUUUUUAUCAUGUGGGAGGGUCAAAGGUCAUGGAGACGUCCUCCCCUCUCCCCCCAGGCAGGUGGCAGCGCCUCACUAAGCUUCACCAUGCUGAUCAAACUGGAUUCCUCUGAUUCAUCCACACGGGCAAAUAACACAUGAUGUCCCCCCCUUACCCCCCUUCCUGUUCUGACCUGGAAGCUGCAGUAGAACCAGAACCAGGUCCAGACUGACUGCUGGUUUGUUCUGAUUUUUACUGGGAGCACUGGGAGCUCUGUGUGUUUUCUACUGUUUUCCAUGUCAUUUUUACAGCUUUUUAAAUUAAAUGGAAUAGUUUCCCUUUUUUCCAGUCAUAACUUGUUUCCAUUCAGCAGUACAGCGCCCUCCAGUGGCUGUGAGGGAAAUGUGACCUGACAGCAGAUGUCGUCUCUGUGGAUUUAGUCAGGACAGUGUACCAUCGCUCCAACCAUUAAAUGGUUUCCACUCAACCAGUUCCAGUGUGAAACUGGCACUAGUGCUGUUCUUGACAGCAGUGGUUUGUGUUUCAACUGGUACCGAUCAACUGGUUGGGCUGGGCCAGAACUUCUCAUGGAGACCAAUAAUAACAAACCAAAACUUUGCAUACACCAUGUUUGAACCUCUGAAGUCCAGCUCUGGUUUAAGAAUAAGCGCUUAGCUGGCAGAAAAGACCCAGUUAGGAAACAUGAAAUAUUUACUAAAUCUCUUCUUGGAGCUGCACCAAUAAAUCAGCCUGGGAUCUGAUUGAUCAGCCAAUACACACAUGGAAAACCAAUCUUAUCCACUUUCACAUCAGACACCGUCUUCUCCUGUGAGAGAGGACUGACUGACCACCAGGUCACGUCUGCACAUGCAUGGUUAGAAGUGGUCACCUCUUCAUUGUCUACUUAGUGACUUUUAGAAACUAUUCUGACAAAGAUAUUGGUAUCUGCCAAAAUUGGAAUCAGCAGGAUUUUGCUCCUCUAGUCUGAUUCUCUCAUGAAUUCUUGUCUUGUUUUUGCUGACAGGUUGAUUUCUACGGCCAGCUGUUUGGCUUUUCUGUCCUCUGUUCAGCUGAGCUGUUGCUCAGAGCAACAGGAUGUUUCAGUCACAACAGCUGAGGACAGGAAGGGCUGUAGGAAUCCAGUUGGUGCAAAACUCUUUACAGGUUUCAACAUUUUUAAAACAUCCUAAUCCAACCAGUGUUGACGGUCCUAAAUAAGCCGGUUCAAAUCAGAACGAAAGGAGCUUUAAACCUGGUGUGAACAUCUGGGCUGAUCUAAGAAUACUCAGUUGUUGUAUUAAAGAAAACGGAUGGAGAUGAUUUUUUUUGUCACAUCUUUACCUGAUUACAAUUGUCUUUGUUGUGUCGGCUCCAGUUUCACUUGUUAUUCUUCGGCUUGCUUUAAGCAGCACUGGUCCCAGUGUAGUGGUGGACCUGGACAGACUGGGACAGUACUGGUGCCGUUCCACCAGCUGCAGCAGGAAAACAUUUCAUCCCCCAGACGCCGUUCCAGACAUGCAGUCCCCACAAAUCAGCUGGAGAUGUUCACGUCUCUUUAAUGAUGACUGAGCAUGGCUGAAAAGGAGUGUUUCCAUAGCGACCACACAUCCUCUGUGUUUUGCCCGUGUUCAUGCAGGUUUCACAAAGGAAGAACUAAUGAGCUCUUAGCAGCAACCUGAGCUGUUCAGGUCUGCUCCCUGCAUCAUGACCUCUGACCUCCAGUCUGCUCCUCACCAAACCUCUGCUCAGUUUUCUACUCUUCUAAAGCCACACUGUCAUUUCACUCAUUUAGAAACAUGAGGCGAGCAGAUGAUGGUUUGAUUCUUUUUACCUUUUCCUUACAGCAAUUAACCACUAAAUGAAUCAGUUUCCAUAACAACGCGAUCUGUUGGAAACAUUUGUCCAAGUGGCAGAGAAAAUAAAUUUCUCUUUAAUUCUAAAAUAAUAAAAAAAAACAGGAUUGCAAUGAAAUAUGAAUGUAAUUUUCCAACCAAGCAACAGAUCUGGGCACAGCAGAUGUUUGACGGGAGGAUCAGAUCUGGAGGCAGAGCUGGUUGCCAUGGUUGCAGCUAUUUUUUUUAAACUGUUGACAUGGUUUAUACAUGAAACUGAACACAGGACAUUUACAGAAAAUACUCUGGGUAUAAAACCUAGCUGCUUUUUUGUCUCUGAUCUCUGAUGUUAAAAAUAUCAACUCUUUCUACUUCUGAUCAAAUUAAAAAAGGAAAGAUGAGCGAAUUGGAACUUGUAAGCUUUACUGGACCAAAACCUUCCAGAAGCUUCUCCCUCUGACAGCUGCUGCUGAACAUUGUGUUUCCGCCUCCCCAAGCAGAACUCUGGACUUCUGGACUCCACAGAUUGAUUCAUGUUCCUGGUUUACGUCUUGUGUGUGAUUUUUUUUAAAAAUUUUUUUGUUUGUUUUUCUUGACUGUAUUUGAAGUUCUGAAAUCCAAACUUUCAAGCGACCAUCUUGGACAAGCUGGGGCGUUGCUGAAGCUGCGUUCGGGUCUGGAUCAGUCCCCAGGGCUCCAUCAGAGCGUUUUCUGUUUUUCUUUGCAGCUUGCAUCUCAUCCAUCUGUGUCAUCAUUUAAGUCAGAUCAGUAAAACUUCAGUGCAGAAUAAAAUAUAUUUUGAUAAGA
Molecule: messenger RNA, 6174 nt
Organism: Xiphophorus hellerii (green swordtail)
Lineage: Eukaryota; Metazoa; Chordata; Actinopteri; Cyprinodontiformes; Poeciliidae
Gene: tbl1xr1a
Product: TBL1X/Y related 1a
Exons: 17
Coding region: 1533-3080 (515 amino acids)
Biological process (GO): regulation of transcription by RNA polymerase II
Cellular component (GO): histone deacetylase complex
Molecular function (GO): protein binding; transcription corepressor activity
Source: RefSeq, a predicted model, not a curated record